Molecule: messenger RNA, 2178 nt
Organism: Chlamydomonas reinhardtii
Lineage: Eukaryota; Viridiplantae; Chlorophyta; Chlorophyceae; Chlamydomonadales; Chlamydomonadaceae
Exons: 9
Coding region: 97-1443 (448 amino acids)
Source: RefSeq, a predicted model, not a curated record
CUAACAAGCUCCCUUUCGACCAAUAAAUCCACGACGCAACACUGCCGCUAGACAGUCACAGCGUGCAGGUGCCACCGCGGUUUUGAAGCUCACGCAAUGGAGGGCAGCAAAGGAGGCCAAGGCGCCGGGAGCAGCCGCGGCGAGGACGCAGGAGGCGCCGGGCGGGCUCAGCUGGCGGCGGUGGUUCAACAGGUGGCGGCGGCGCACGUGCGCGACGCGCCGCCGCCACCCGCCGCCACCGCCGCAAUGCAGCAGCUGCAGGAGCAACUGGCGGACCUACAGCGGCGGCUGGCGGCGGCGGCCGCCGCCGCCGCCCCUGCUACAGCCGCCGCCUCAGCAUCACCGCCGCAGCCGGCUACAGCCAAGCCCGUGCCCCCAGUGGCGGCACCGUCAGCAGGGGCCGACCUCGUCACUCCUCUAGCCAAGCCAGGCAGUAGCAACGCCGGGGGCAGCGGCAGUAGCAGUGGCAGUCGUGGCAGUGGCAGCGCGGAUGGCAAGGAGGGCGCACGGCGGUCGUGGGGUGCGUGGAAGACGAAUCGUCGCAUUCAGGAGGCUGAGGCGACUUUGAUAAAGACCGCCGCCAAGACGCCCAGCUUCAUGGCCGCCGCCCCGGCCGUUUCAGCUUCCUCUUCAUCGUCCGCCACCGGCGGCAGCAGCGGCAGCAGCAGCAGCGGCGGCGCCUCGACCCGCGCAGCUACAGCCGCGCCGCCAAGCGGCGCCAGCAGCAGUGGGGGCAGUAGCGCCAGCCGGGCUGGGGGCGGGUCGGGAGGCAGGGGCGGCGGCGCGGAGGACGGGGAGGGCGUGACGGUGGUCAGCCGGCGAGUUGUUGAGACCCCCGAGGCCCGGCAGGAGCGAGUCAAGGAGGCACUGCGCGUGUUCUCUGAGACUGGGGGCGCCAUCGGCGACGACGGCGACGACGGGGACCCCGGAGGGGAGGACCCCGACCCGCUGGGGGAGCUGCUGCCGGGUUACACGGACGCCUCCUCCUCCUCCCCCGCCUCCCGCGCCAAGCCCUGGUGGGCCACCCGCUACCAGGCUCUGUACCUGCCCAACAUCGGCUACCCGGACGGCUCCAUAGGCUUCCUGCAGGUCAACGUGUCGCUGAGCCCUGACCGCCGUGACAUGCGCGUGCUGGCCUUCGCCGACCGCGCAGACGCCACCGCCGCCAUCAGCCUGCUGGCGGCCUGGCCGCAGUACGCAGGCACCGACCCGCGGCUGAGCAUCAUGCCCACAGCCACCAUCAUGCAGCAGCUCAAAGACAUGUACGACGAACAGCCCGGCCUGAACUCGGACGUGAGCCGACCCCGCGGCCUGGCCGUGUUCCGCCGCGGCAAGCUGCCCAUGCGGCCGGGCAUGGGGCCAGACGAGUUCCUGCAGGUGGUUGUGUACCAGUACGCGGCACAGCGGGCACUGGCGAGGACCGGAUACGGCUUCACAGACUGAGGAGCAAGAGUGAGGAACACUGCUGGGCCCGGCUGCGCCGGAUAGAGCGCGGAGGGCUACUGAGCGAAGGGUUGUAGGGAAUAAGCAAGGCGGGUGGAGCCGGGAUGGAGUAGGAGGACAGCGCAAGGAAAGACGUUAGGCGCGGCUGGCUAGAGCUUUGCGUGUCACGCGGGAGUGGGAUUUGCCGAAGGGGUGCUGCCCUGCUUGAGAGUACACCUACUAUCAGAGCCUGGCAGCUUGUACUUGGACGUGCGAAGGGGCGGGGCGGACAAGGCACGCAGGUAUAAAGAAGGCGAAGGUAAGAGGCUGCGAGGGGUAGCGUGUCGGAGUCCGAACCGGGCUACAUCGGACGCGCCCAAUGCAGGUAGGGGGAGGACCCAGUGCCCCGCGGGCGGACGGGGCGGUCACCCACCUGCGGCUGCGGCCACUGUGUCAAGUACUGCAACCGCCUGAAGCGCCAGAGCUCCCCGUGAGAGGAAGGAGGCCGAGAGAAAGAGAGAGAGAGCUAGUCGGACCUUUGAAGUGCUGCGGCGGCAGCGGGCGGCAGCGGGCGGCAGCAGGUGCGGCAGCAAGGGCGGCGGCGGCGGCGGGACGUGGGCGUAGUACUGGUGAAAGUGAUUGACAUUGGGUUGAUGGGGAAAUGGCCAGACUCGGGUUGUGUGAGGAAUGGCAUGCAUGAAGCGGUGAAGGGGUACGUGAGACGUGAGCGUGCGGGUGGUGUAAUCGACAAGACUG